Molecule: messenger RNA, 4650 nt
Organism: Oikopleura dioica
Lineage: Eukaryota; Metazoa; Chordata; Appendicularia; Copelata; Oikopleuridae
Source: the annotation of a GenBank genome assembly
AUGGGAUACUCACUACCAAGCUCAAUCCCAUCAAUAAUCCUCGGCAAUAAUCUUGUCAUCGCCACAUGCAGAAACAUCCAUUUUUAUAAUGUCGACGGAUCGAAAGAGUCCUCGAUCGAGUGUUCCAAGAAUAUCAUCCGUAUUUUCGGCAACGGAAAGGAUAUUCUUGGCGUUACUACUAGGGAUGCUCUUGGUCAAGUUGAAAUCCAAUUCUUCAAAAAUGGAAAAGAAUAUGGAGCCAAACUCGAGGACGCAGCUGAUUAUGAGAUUCUAGCCGCCGAUGUCACCCAAGAUGGACUGUUUUGUGUCUUCGCAUCCGGUUUGCCUAACUACUGCCUAAAAGUCGCCAACCUCAAGACCGGAAAGAUCAUCAUUGAAAAGCCUAUCGACAUCAUCGACGACCUUCGCGCGCUCAAAUUCAACCCAUCAGCGAACAAUCAGUUUCUCAUGCAGAGAAAGAAGCAUAUCACUAAGUUCACCAUUGAAAGCUUUGAUGAGGAAAAAUGCACGCUUACGGAGAAGAACGUGACUUUCAGCGAUAUCAUGGAUGGAUCCGUAAAUCUGCUUUCACGAAGAACCGAAAAUCUUUGGGAAAACGACGUUGAAGAGCUGCCGCUUACUUUCGAAAUUGAAAAACAAAAUAAUGGCGAAAUAACAUCAGCGCUCUGGAAAGACUCCAAGAUCUUAUUAUCGACUUCGCACGGUGAAAUUUACGCUAUCCGACAAAAUGGAGAACAUGACGACUUUUUCGUUUCUGACUCCGAGUACAAGAACAUGACGAGCUUAGCUCUAGAGAACUUCAUCCCUUGUUCUGAUGGCAUUCAAGGCAUGGCGUUGAAGAGUGACGAGUUGGUCAUGAUUGGUGAAGAUGGCAUUUUGCUACUUGGGCAAGAAAAGACAAGAAAACAAAAAGGAAAAAUGAUUAAAACUCUGAAGCAGCUUUCUUCAACAAAUUAUCAGAAUAUUACCAACUGUUAUGCCAUUGCUGAAACCCAUAUUUUCGUCGAGUACUCCUGUGGAAAGCGAGAAGUCAUCAGGCUUGAAGAUAACAGUACUUCGCUGCAGUUUUAUCAGAGUUCAUCCAAGAUAGUUGCAUCCGCGAUCGCCUCUGAUAGUAGAAUCGUCAUUUCGAGGGAUUCAAAAACGCUUGAGCUUUACGAGUCAACGCUCAAAAGAUGUCACGUGCUUCAUGUCGAUUCACAGGUUUUGACAAUCUCAUCAACAGCGUCAGAGAACCUUUUCUUCCUUGGAACUGAGUGUGGAUCUUUAGUUGCCCUGAAAGUAGAUCCUGACACCAAGACACUUCUCUGUAUGGCAUCAAAGAAGCUGUUCACGGAGAACCUCACAUCCAUCGCAGUCGACACUUACAACAGAGCAUUGAUUGUCGGGUCUGCUAGCGACGACAAAAUCUUGGUGCUGACAUGGAAGAAUUCUGAAAAAAUCCUGCCAGAUGUUAUGGGAUAUCUUCCAGUCGACGGCGUGGUACAAGGCUUGUCAGUUUCGGCCUCAAAUGCAAACACUCCUCUUACUGUUCUGGCCAAUCUGGCCGAGGGGUCGACCUCAACUGUGAUCGAUGCUCUCCUUGUAUUCGAGAUCUCGCAAGAAGUUUUCAAGGAGUCGCAUCUUGUGAAGCACGUAAACAACCUCCUCGAGCUGGAGCAAAAAGCGAUUAACGCCACAACUGUGAUGAUUCCACCUUGCUCCCGGGUAUCGCUCCUUAGCUGCGUGAGUAGCGUUGCGAGUUGCUGGGCAGUGUCUUCUGAAACUGCUACGAUUAAUCAGCUCGAGUUCACUCUUGGCAAGGUCUACCCAGAUGAAGUUUCAUUCGUACGACAGCUAAGUCAGUGGCCAACUUCAUCGAUCUCCUUUGCUGCUCCAUUUCAUAACUUCUGGGUUGCACAAGCAUGCCGCUCUGGCUCACUCAGCCUUAUCCGAAACAUAACCCAGAAGAUUCAACUGCCUUCAUCAGAUAAAGCUUAUGAACUGAGAUUUGAUCGCAAUGGUGAGAAUCUCCUUGUCUUCUCCGAACAUAAUAUCGAGUUGAUCGAGCUAAAGGCGAAGAGCGAUUUUGUUCAAAAAGCAAUCACCCUUGGUAAAGGAGCGAAAGAUCUUCCAUUCCUGGCUGAUACUUCGGAUGUGAAACUGGCAUCAGACGAACCAGACUGGUUUGCCAUUCAGGUGAAGAUAGCUGCGGAAAUCGAAGAUCAAAAAUACAAAAGAAUCAAAGCAGAAUUCACCUCUGAGCUCGACGAUUUGCGACAGAUUGUCAACAAAAUGAUGAAAGAAAAUGACGAAGCUGACGAGUUGGAGAAGCUUGAUAACCAGGAGUUCAACCUGGAUAAAGAACAGGUUGAAGAAAUGGCGAUGAAAGAAGUCUCUGAUAUCGAAUCGUUGCGAAAAGAAAUCUCCGGCAAAAUCGAAGAUUACGGAAAGUUAGUUGACUCGAUCAGUGAUAAUUGCUGGAAGAAUAUGGAAGCUGGCGCUCGAUGUCUCAAAGCAUUUUACAUGCCGAUCGCUGUCAAGAAUUUUGAGAUCCGGCCAACUACUCAAGAAUUCUCUGGGAUUUAUGAAAACGCAAAGACAGAAAGAGAAGCCCAGCGAGAAAAUGAACCUGUGCAGAAAAAAGAGAACAAAAACUCUGACACCAAUGUUGACGACGAAGAAACCGCAGGUAUUCAUCCUUAUGGGUCCGUCACCGACCAGCUCAUCGGGGAGGAUAACCUGCUUGAAAGCCAGUUCUCUCUUAUCGAUACCGAAUCCCGCAAAACAGAAAUGAUUCUCAUCGAAAAUCGAAUAACUAUGAUCAAGAGGCAUUUCAACAAGCAGUUUGACCAGGUUUUCCGACAGAAACAGAGCGAGAUCGCCAAGAUUGCCGAGAAGAACGAACGAAUCACCGAGAUCUCCCAUGACACUGGCGUCGAAUUUGAGCUUCUUCAGCCGCAGUUUGACGAUAGCGAGAAAACUGAGCUCGUUUUUGAAGUCGAAGAUGAAGAAGUCGAGGUCGAGCGAGUACUCACUGAAGAACAGCAAGCGCUUUUGGAAGAAGAACGCCGCUUAGAAGAAGCAAGAAGAGCCAAUAAAGGUGAUAACGCGCGCGAUCGAGCGCUGCUUGAAAUGAUGGAUGGCGUGUUGGAAGUGAAAUCAGAAGAUGUCCUCAAAAUCGAUGUCCCAAGACCUGCAUUCAUGGAUGAUCCAGAUAAAAUGGAGUCUGAUUGGACCGACGAAGAAGUUAAACAGGCUAAAGAGUACGAUAAGAAAGUUGCAGCUCUCGAAGAAGAGAGAACGAAGUUUAAAAAGUCACUCGAGAUCGAAGCAAAAAAGACUCAGCAGGGAAUCGUCGAGGGAAUGCACUCUUUUGAUCUCACUAUUCAAGAACUCAACCAAAAACGAUUGAUUGCUCAGUUGGCUGUCGACCAAGAAUAUCUCCGAAUGGCUCGAAUUCAACGAGGACUAACCUGGGACGAAGAAGCGCAAGAAAUUGACAACUUAAUAAAACAGCUGAUCAGCGAUCUUCAAGAAGCAGUCAAAGAGAAAAAGAAGUAUUUAGAUGAGUUCAAGCGAUUUUACGAUACAGCUAAAGAAGAGUUAGAUGAUAAAAUUAAUGAUGAUAAGAUAACAGAAAAAUCCUUCAAAAACGAAUUCGAUGAGUCAAACGUCUUUAUCGACCAGCUUUUCAAGGCAUACAAGCGCCGACCAAAGCCAGAUGAAACCAUGGCCGAGCUUGAUAACAUAGAAGAGGCACCAACAGGUGUAGAAGAAGCAGAUUGGCAAAAGACGAUUACGCUUCGAGAAGAGAAAAUGCGAAAAGAAGCUAUUGUGAGACAUCAUCAGCAAAAAGUAAAUGUUAUGAAAGACUUCCUAUCGCUUCGUGCUUCUGAAGACGCUAGAAUUCAAGCUCAAGCGUCGGACAUGCUGACGGAAUCGAAUUCGCACGAGCUGGAGAUGAAAAACAAGGCGAAAAAUCUUCUCAUCCAAAUUUUACUCAAGCAGGGCCAGGUCGAGGUCAAUCCUGGCAAAUUCCUCACAGAUUAUACAGAAGCGCAAUUUAUUCAUCGGGAGACAGUUGAGGACAUGAAUGCUGAGAUCAAACAAUUUGGUACGGCGAAAAUUGAAGCCAUGAUCGAAUCCGCCGAUUUCAGAAAAGGAAUUCACUCACUCGAAUGGGAAAGGCGCAAACUCGAGAUGGAGAAGGACGACCUCAUCCAAAAGACGCAGGAUAUUCAGCUCUUGAAACUUACUAGGGAACUUCAAGCUGUGCUUCUCUCUGGCAAUCUCGGACAGAAUAAGACAAACCAAGAUCUAGCGCGACUUGAUCGAAAUUUGAAGGCGCAAAAUGAACAACACAAGUCGAAAAUGGCUCGUCGUAAUAAGGAAGCGAAAAAACUUCGCGAUCGAAAGGAAGCUCUCAUUCGUGAAAAUGCUCAUCUCGACGGAAUCAUCGAAGAGCUUUUGAUUGCCGUUUCUGAAAAACGCAACAUCAAGAACGGCCAAAUCAUGCCCGACACGGGUAAAAUCAUGCGAAACCAUGCUCGAAAUCGACAAUUGGCAGAGAUCGUCAAGCGCCAGCACAACGAGAUUAGUGUCCUCAAGCAAGAAGUCGAGAGGCUGAGGAAGAAAACAUUCCCUGCUCUUUUGAAAGUCCAAAGAUGA